This is a messenger RNA of Wyeomyia smithii (pitcher-plant mosquito), 1378 nucleotides long. RefSeq names its product vesicle-associated membrane protein 7 (gene Vamp7). Gene Ontology annotation, cellular component: SNARE complex; membrane. NCBI's taxonomy places the organism in Eukaryota, Metazoa, Arthropoda, Insecta, Diptera, Culicidae. Gene Ontology annotation, biological process: exocytosis; vesicle fusion. Bases 231 to 947 code for a protein of 238 amino acids. The record is from RefSeq and is a predicted model, not a curated record. Gene Ontology annotation, molecular function: SNARE binding; SNAP receptor activity. The transcript is spliced from 4 exons.
UCAUGUGAAUGUCAGCGCAGUGCUCCUCCUUUACAUAAAAGUCUUCAGUAUCAAAGCAACAUUCAGCGAUUUUAUCGUAAUUUACGUCGUUUGUGGUGUAGUGUUGAAAUUGUGUUUGAAAUCUGGUGGAAUCCGGUGCUGCAAACCGAUUGUAAUACAACAUUCCUCUUAAACAUCACGAAAACAAUGUAUUGACGUGAUUGUAAGCCGGUUAGAAGAAACUGAGCAGAAUGCCGAUACUGUACAGCGUCGUGACCCGCGGGCCAACCGUUCUGGCCAAGUAUGCCGAAUGCGUGGGCAACUUUGCCGAGGUGACGGAACAGAUCAUACCGAAGAUCAAACUGGACGACCACAAGCUGACCUACUCGCACGGCAACUAUCUGAUUCACUACAUCUGCGAGAAUCGGAUUAUCUACAUGUGCAUUACGGACGAUGGCUUCGAACGAUCACGCGCCUUCCUGUUUCUGACGGAGAUUAAGAAGAAGUUUAUUCAGACCUACGGUCUGACAGUAGCUACAGCCAUUGCGUAUGCAAUGAAUACCGAAUUUUCCCGCACUUUGGCGGGGGCAAUGAAACAUUACAGUGAAUCGAGGGAUAUUGACGCCAUAAGCCAAGUGCAUGGACAAAUCGACGAGCUGAAGGAUAUUAUGGUGAAAAACAUCGAGAACAUCACGAACCGGGGCGAAAGGCUGGAGCUGCUAGUAAAUCAAACGGAGAACCUGCGAAAUAAUUCGGUGCAAUUUCGUCAAACUUCCCGCAACCUAGCCCGGACAAUGUUCUGGCGCAGCGUCCGAAUGUACUGCCUGAUUGCGGCGAUCCUGAUGUUCGUUAUCUACAUUGUGGUCAGCAUGGCCUGCGGUGGGCUGCUGUGGCAAAGCUGUGUCCACAGCGGCGGCAGUCCCAAGGCACCGGUCACCCCGGCACCACCAUCACUGGAUGGACUAUAGAACGGGGGCAGAAACUAGAGAGCCGCGAAGUGGACACUGACUUAAGAUGGCUUCGAACUGAUUUGGACUGUGGUUAGCGAGAACUGUAUUGUCUUUGUGAUUCGAUUUCUUGUUCCGAUAAAAAACAAACAAACAUUGUGUACAUCUGUGGGAAACCUACAUGAAAGUUUAAUCAAAUAAAAGUCGUAAAGAGUUUACAUUUUAUAGAUUUGACCCGGAGUUCUUUUAGAGCAAUGUGGACUGCUGUAUAAAAUCAAAGAUAUCUUACGUAGUAGGUUCUAGGUGAUAAAUAAAAGGAGAAAAACUAGUUGCGUUCAGCUUACGCCGAAUUUGGACGCUGGUAUUUUCACGAAUUUGUUUAAUCCUUCAUAUAUUCUUUAUAAAAUAUGCAUAUACUAAUACACGGACACACGUUAUCUCAUUAGAAAAAA